Messenger RNA from Prorocentrum cordatum, 3119 nucleotides. The record is from the annotation of a GenBank genome assembly. Lineage: Eukaryota; Dinophyceae; Prorocentrales; Prorocentraceae.
GAGCAGCAGAGGCGACGUCGCUCGAGGUGGCUGAAGCACCGCCACCGCCGGCCGCGCCCGUCUCGGGAUGGCCAGCGCAGUCAGCCACGGAGCAGGGGACCACGGGCAACUGGCGGCCGAACGACAUGCAGGGCCCACAGCCGUGGCAAGGCUUCGAGAGGCUCGACGUCUGGCUCGUGCAGGUAAGGAGAUGGAGCAGACGCACAGGGCUGCCGGCAGAGCAGCAGGCGGGCAAGGUCAUAGACGGUCUGCCUCCAGACUUGCAGGAACGCCUCCUGCACUGCCAAGACGAGCUCGACGGUCCGUCGGGCAUGGAAGCGCUCUACGCAUUCUUGAAGAGGUGCAGGGGCGACCAGGACGAUGACGAAGCAAAGGAGGCAUACAGGCUAGUGCUCGAGGAUACGGAGAUCCGCUCGGGGGAGACGUACACACAGUACGUGAUGAGGCGGGAUCUCCAAGUACGGACAGCUCGACGGCGCGGUCUGGUCUUACCGGAGAAGGUUCAAGUGCAGCAGUUGAAGAACGGAUCAGGGCUGACAGAGCAGAACAUGAUAAACCUUCUGUCAAUCACUCAAGGGAAGGAGGACCUGGAGUCGAUCAAACGUGGGCUGAUGAAGAUGGAUGUUCGGAAGAAAGGGUCGCAAGCAAGAAAGCAGAAGGUGUACGCCGUGGAUCAGAGUGACGACGAGGACGAGAGCGCCGAUGCCGUCACCUACUACGAGCUCGAGCAGGACAUCAUCAUGGACGACGCCGACGCGGCGGCCUUCUACGAGGCAAUCGAGAGCCAGGAGCUAGACGAAGAUCAAGCAGUGGCCGUGCUGGCCGCAGUUCUAGAUGAGAAGCGAGCGACCUCAGGCAAGCCUCGAAAGUGGGCCGAGAGCAGAGAGCUGAAGAAGGCGAUCGCGAGAGACCGGGACUUCUUCGACAGCAAGCGCAGUGGUGGCAAGCCGGCUCCAAGGCCGGGAACAGGGCGCCAGCGGCUGAGUGUCAGCCAGCUGGAGCUCAGGACGAGAUGCGCCAACUGCGGCCAGAAGGGACACUGGCGAAAGGAGUGCACCAACCCGUACAAGCCGAGGCCGACGACGACGGGAUCCACGCAGAAGGAGCCACCUCGUCCCAAGAAAGAUGGCGACCGUUCAUACUACCUGGCGGCGGCCACCGAGGGCGACGGCGACUUCGGCUCCUUCAUCGUGGGUGGCCAUCGGAUUCUCGAGCUGUGCCGAAGCGUGCGGGGAGACGACGAGGCCUACGCGUUCGAGAUGCACCCGCAGGAUGAGCCCGAGGGCAUGGUGGACACGGCAGCUGGACAGGCACUGGUAGGGAAAAAGCAGCUGACGACCCUGAUCGACAAGUACCGUGAGCGAGGCUGGAACAUUCCCUUCCGCGAGGUGAAGCACGUGGGGACCGCGAAGGGGGUCGGAGGAAGCUCGAAGGUAAUCGGCGAGGCCAUGGUGCCAGUGACGAAGGGCGGCAUCAGGUGCCUGAUCCUGUUCAAGGUCAUCGCCGAGGACGUGCCCCUGCUGCUCCCAGCGCGCUGGCUGGAGAGCCUAGGCGCCGUCGUGGACCUCGAGAAGGACACCCUCGCCGUGAGCAUGGCCGGCCGCCGCGCGGUCAUCCCCGUGAAUCGGCAGCGGUCCGGACACAGGACCAUAGGACUUUUGGACGAGAGCAGUCCGCAGGAAUUCGAGAUUCCAGCGGGCGCUCAGCUGGACUGGCCAGGCCAACAGGAGUCGAAGUGUUCCGAGGAGAUUCCGAUUCCAGGAGCCAGGAGGUACCACGAGCUGAGACUGAGGUCGCUGCAGGGUGCUCCUGGCUCGGGACGGUCGAGCAGUCUGGUGAGGAAGGACAGCAGGAAGGAGAGGAAGCCCAGCACACCGCGCCAGUCGGUCCGGUUCGAGGAAAAGAUGGACACGAACAGCCAGGCGUCCUGGGAGCAGAUUGGCGAAGAGGACGAGUCGGACUCGCCGACCGGCCUGCUCGGGGAGAUGUCGUGGCCAGAGUCGACCAAGGCCGCCGGUCAGCUGACGAUAGCCGAGAAGGGAUGGAAACGCAUGGUGGUUCAGUUGGCCGAUCACAUCGCAGCCGAGAAGAUGACAAACAUGAUGCAGGAGAUUCGAGCAGAGCAAGUGACCAAGACGGAGCAGCUGGAGUGCAGCCACCCGACCUCCGCGCUCUUCGAGACGGAGAACCAGUACAGCAGGUGGGCCAAGUGCCUGGCGUGCGACAAGAAGCUGUGGAUGCGCCCGCUGACGAAGGAGGAGCGACGAGCCCAGCUGCAGCGCAAGGCCGAGAAGCAGGCCAGGAAGGAGGCGCGGCAGACCAUGGAGCGGGAGCUGGCGCAGGAGGUGCCCUUCGAGCCGCCCAAGAGGGUUCACAAGGUCAAGCCACCGUCGACGAGGGCGGCCACGCCAUCGGCAUCAUCCGGUUCGGGCGCCAUGACGGAGCUGGGACAGCUGGCCAGCGCCAUGCAGGCCAACACCGAGACGCUGGGCAAGAUGGCGACGGCGAUCGAGCGCCUGGUACAGACUCUCAUUGCGGAGGCCCCGAGCGACAGCCUGAAGGUGGAGAUCUGGGUCACCCCGCCGCCGGGAUUGACCGGGGUGACCACCAACGUCCCUCCGCCCGGAUCGACUGGAGCGACGACCAACGUCCCUCCGCCCGGACCGACAGGGAGGACUCCAGCCCAGGAGAGGGAGAAGCACCCCGGAUCCGAGGAUGUCGACGGUUCGCCCUUUGGGGGGAUCCUCACCUUGGGAUCUGGACUGCCAGUCCCGGGUCCAGAGCUCGAGGAGCUCACGUGCCACGUUCCCAGGGAAGUUCGGGAUGCCGUUCUGACCGUGACCGGGGGGAAAACCGUCAGGAAGCAGAAGCGUCAUCGGAAACGUUUGAUCCAGGACUAUCUGGCCGAGUCAGGUCGGAAGCUCGCGAUGGAACUUUUCUCGGUCCGUCGCACGACUGCCGACUUGAAGGAUCGGGGCUAUCCAGUGUCUCGCAGCCUCGAUCUUCGCACAGGCUACGACCUGUCGACCGACGCUGGAGAGCGAACGGCGUGGGCCCUGCUGGAGACCGAUCAGCCUGAGAUAGUGGUCAUGUCUCCAGAGUGCCUGCCGUUCUCGAUA